Trichoderma aggressivum f. europaeum is the source of this 621-nucleotide messenger RNA. RefSeq lists its product as uncharacterized. NCBI's taxonomy places the organism in Eukaryota, Fungi, Ascomycota, Sordariomycetes, Hypocreales, Hypocreaceae. Gene Ontology annotation, molecular function: fatty acyl-CoA hydrolase activity. The coding region runs from base 1 to 621 and encodes 206 amino acids. The transcript has 3 exons. Gene Ontology annotation, cellular component: mitochondrion. The record is from RefSeq and is a predicted model, not a curated record.
AUGAGCCUCGCCGCACUCAAGACACGCCGACGCCAGGACUAUCCGUACCUCCUGGAGUACAGGACAAGAUGGUACGUCGAGUUCUUUCUUCUUCACCCCCCCUCUCCACUGUGGUCUCGACGCGAUCCCAACGCUUCGGGGCGAACUUUUGGUGUCAAAGACAUGCCCUCUGGCCAAUCGUACAUCCCAAAUCCUCUUCCUCCUGGCCGGAACGACAAUGACAUGUAUGAUCAUAUGAACAACUCGGUGUACAACUUCCUAUUCGACUCCGCCGUCAACAGUUAUCUCGUCGAAAGAUGUGGCAUUCACCCCCCUUCCUCGCCUCAGUAUGGCUUAGCAGUGCACUCCCACACAGACUUUUUGGCCUCCAUCGCCUAUCCUGCCGUGGCGGAGGUGGGCGUGCGUGUCACCAAGCUGGGCAAGUCGAGCGUCACCUAUGAGGUGGCCCUGUUUGAAAGGGGCAGUGAUGAGGUCAAAGCUGUGGGAGGCUUCGUCCAUGUCUUUGUGGAGAGGUCCACAGGAAGACCCCCGAAAGAUGGAAUGGAACCCCGGCUCAAGGAGGCAUUGGAUAAGAUUCAUCUGGGGCCUGUCACUCCCCCCAAGGAGGCGAGCAAGCUCUGA